AUGGAUGGAUCUUUCAAGAACUUUCUUGAUCAUCUUGGAGUGUUUGGUGAAUGCGCAGCGACUGUAGACAUGAAGUUGCUGAGGAACAGGUACAAAAAGAUGAUGCUUCGGUGCCAUCCAGACAAGAUCGGCCCGGCGGGGAAUGAGAUCACCAAGUUUCUCACCGGCGAAAUGACUCGUCUUGAAACGUAUCGCAAAAAUCUCGCUGAUGUCCCCCCGUGGUUCUCCGGCACCUCCGGCUCUGCGAACAGCGGGUUUUGGAGUCAUGCAAAUGACACCGCUUCGCGGGCGGCAGGCUCUGGGAGGCGUGGACCGCAGCCGCCGUCUGCCGGCCCGAAGACAAGGCCUGCAUCUCGGAAUGAGCCCGGGCCUGCAUCUGAGACCGAGCGUCCGGGAUCUGACUGUCCGGAUGCGCCUCAUUGCCUUGGCUUCGAAAGGAAGCACGACAAGCUGACGGCAGAGCGAAAAGCCCAGUACAAAUUUCUUUACGCGGCCAGUGAGGGAUGCGUUCGCUGCAUGCAGCACUACGCCGGCCUCCCGAACUUCGAU
This is a messenger RNA of Symbiodinium sp. CCMP2592, 549 nucleotides long. NCBI's taxonomy places the organism in Eukaryota, Dinophyceae, Suessiales, Symbiodiniaceae. The record is from the annotation of a GenBank genome assembly.